AUGACCGGCAACGAGGGACAGAGCCAACAAGGCCAACAAGGCACUCCUACAACCUCAACAAUUUCACACUUAUCGUCCACAACUGCAACUUCGAGUCUUGUAAAGACACAAUAUAGCGGUCUUACAAAGUUUGCAAAUACCAAAUUGGACUUUGCUUCAAUCGAGAGGCUUUCUAGAAAAGACCUCUAUGAUGUUUGGAUUGAAAAUAUCGAGGGAGACCUUUUUAGCAAGGGUAAAGCCUUACUCAACAUUCUCAACAGAGAUUUAGCACGUCCAGAUGAGGAUAGUGCUCAUUUUGACAUAUGGCAUCAGCUAUCAGCGACCAUCUGCACCUGGAUGAAGAAUCAGGUUUCGAACGAUCUAAACCAAGAGAUCAGAAUGAUUAAUGGAACAAUACGUUACGCCGAUGAAUACGCUUUUGCCGUCAAGAAGCUUUGCAAGGGAGACACCAAUGAAAACAUUGGAUGGAGUCAAACAGCUCAUAUCCUUGCUUUGCACCGAGACAAAUUCACAACACCUGAAGCCUUCAUUAUUGGGAUUCGCAACGCUUACUUCAACCUCCUAUCCACAAAUCUAGAGAUGGGAGCAUAUUUACCAACAGUUCUUAUAAUGGAUGGCUUACAUUCCGAAUUAGGCUCAUGGGUUACCACUUACGAGAAAGACAUCCCACCUCUAUGCGAUAUACAACCAGAAGAUUUUCAGCAUCUUGUGUCCAAGGCCAUAGUUGCCGCGAAGCGCUAUCAAGAAUACCAUUCGAAUACGACCCUCCGACUCCCGCAGAGCAAUGCAAGCAACGUGCCACAAAACAACAAGGGAAAUGGAAAUAGGAACAAUGGCAGCAAUAAAAUGAGGCAUGAACCAGCCCCAGGUACGGACAUUGACAAGCAUGUCAUAAGCUUACGUGCCUUACCUUCCAAACAAGGCAAAUGUGGUUAUUGUUCAUCGCCUACACACGAUGCCACCAAUUGUUACUACCUAAUGGAUGAACCCCCUGAAUCGUGGAAUCCUAGGCGCAAUAAUUUAUGGAAUUACUCCAAGGCCAAGAAAGCCCGAAGUGGUUUGAAGAAGAGCAAAGAUUCGACUGAUCAGAAACCUACCCCUGUGCCACUGGCUUCGACUAGCCUCUAUAACUCUGCAUUCAGUACUGCUCAGAUCCCUGUCGUCGAUACCAGCGAAUCCACUACCAGACGCGGACCCUGGAUUGCUCCGAGCACAACGACUACAUGCAUCGAAUCAUACCUAAGCCAUUUAAAGGAUGACCCGCAGCCUUACAACGAUCAGGGUAGUUGGGUAGCCGAUUCAGGCGCAGCCAACAAUAUUGCAGGUGACAACGCUACAUUCUUGAAAUAUCGUGAGUACGGCCCUGGUGAUGUCAAACCUACCUUUACAUGUUCCAAUGGCACCAUCGGUACCGCACAAGGUGAAGGAAUCGCCCUCAUGAGGCUUGAUAGUGGCAAUGACACCUACACAGAUAUCGCCUUGAAAGUGCAACAUGUCCCAGGAUUGAGCUUCAACCUGUGGGCCACAGAGCCAUCCAAGAAAGAUCAUGGGAUUUAG
This is a messenger RNA of Talaromyces stipitatus ATCC 10500, 1557 nucleotides long. RefSeq lists its product as uncharacterized. Bases 1 to 1557 code for a protein of 518 amino acids. The record is from RefSeq and is a predicted model, not a curated record. The transcript has 2 exons. Lineage: Eukaryota; Fungi; Ascomycota; Eurotiomycetes; Eurotiales; Trichocomaceae.